Molecule: messenger RNA, 213 nt
Organism: Hydatigera taeniaeformis
Lineage: Eukaryota; Metazoa; Platyhelminthes; Cestoda; Cyclophyllidea; Taeniidae
Source: the annotation of a GenBank genome assembly
AUGCCUUGCUCGGAAGUAAUCAAGGAGUUGCUAAAGCAGUUGGACCGGGACGGGUCAGGCACAGUUAGCGCCAAAGAACUUCUAGCUGGACUGCAAUGCGACGAUAUAAAGGAGGAACAGGUGAAAGAAUUUAUCAAGAAAAUUGACAAGAACGGUGAUGGGGAGCUGAAUGUUGAUGAACUGAUGGACUUUUUUAGUAGUAUUGGCCUAUAA